CAAAGCCCAGCCGUGCGCCAGUCAGGCAUCUGCUAUAGCCCUGCACACACAGCCUUCAAGCAUGAACACAAUUCUGCCUGUGCUGAUUUUGGUCCUGGGAAGCGUGCUGGACCUCACUCACGCCCAAACUUGCACCCACAAUAAAACAUUAGGGAGUGGCGAUUCAAAGACCAUUCAUACAGACGAGAUAACUUACAACCGUGGAAUGAGGAUGUCAAUCAAGGUCGACAAACUAUAUCCCUGUGAAGACUUCCUCGCAGUGAUUCUUGAGGUGGAGGAAACUAAUGGAAUAGUUCACAAGGCUGAAUUCCUAGCAGAUGGCAAAUGCUGGGAGAAGAAAACUGAGCGGAAGAAGUUACAAGGGGAAGUGAUUUUAUACAAAAACCCACUCAGUAAAAACUUGAGUUACCACCUAACUGUUGGCGAGUGCAUGUUGAACUUUAGUGAAGAGAUCAAGGGAUUUACGGGCUUUCUGCGUAUUAACAUAGUGGGUCACGGCCAGUCACUUUGGUGCACAGGAGUGGAAGAUCCCCCUAAAAAGCUUAAACCUCCACCGCUACCGUUCAAAUGUCACUCUGCCCCGCCUUCCCAUAACAUAUCUCCUGUCGUAUCCAGAGCCAAGGUGCUGGUCAUAGUGGGAUGGGUGGUGGGAGGGUUAGUGGUGGUGGUCACGGUGGUGGUAACAGUGGUAGUGGUGUGGUGCGUGUGUAGGCGGAGUUCAUCGCAGUCACCGGUGGCGCGGUGGAGGAGACCCCGAGGUGAGCACCCGCCCAGCCACAGCCACGUCAGCGACAACAACAUGUACGAGCCGUUCAGUAAUCCCGAGGAGGACGCCGCCGCCGCUGCACCCAAGGCCUCCCUACAAGCCAACCGCAACAGCUUGUAUGAACCUUUCAGUGCUUCGACAGCAAGCAGCGGACGCGGGGACACGGGAUGCAUCUAAACAGGUUACAGGCAAGGAAGGGGCUGCAGAUGAUAAGCCUGUGCAGAAGUUAGAUUGGUACAGUUUUGUCCUCGUUAGUGGAGGGAUAAAGUGGGUGAGCAGGAGAUUCUAAGUAAGCUGUAGAUUAGAAGGAAUAGAAGAUGGUUUGGUAAACUUUUCCUUGCUGGUGACGUGAAUGCUGGGUAACUAAGGGAAAGGUGAUUGAGAUUGAUAAACAGUGUAUUAAGGAUGACGAGCUUGUGGAGUGUGCGUAACUACUGUAUCGUAUCCGCUGGUGUGAGCUGGCUUCUGCUGGCCACUGUUAUAAGUCAGCCAGCAAGCGAUGACCAUGAUUUUGUGCUAUAAGGAAAUGAGAUGAUGCUUAUAAUGCUUUACUUGAUCCUUUGACUAUUGUGGAUUCUACUUAAACUUAGUAAUAUGGUGUGAAACAAGUUUAGAAUGAAAUUUUGACAGACGCGACUGACAUCAAAACGAGUCAGUCGUAUCUACGUAAUGUCUUACCUCAAUGUGCAGAGUUAUCUUGGCUCAGUAUAGUUGUCUUGGGAUACUCAAACGAGGUACUUGUGCCAUGUUCUCAUUAAUAGUUAGUAGUUUAGCUGCACGAGAAGUGUGGCCAGCGAUAUGUAAAGACCUCCUGUAUACUGGUUAUUUUCCACGUCUUCAUUGUUAAAGUUAGGUCCUUGUGAUAUGAGUGUGUCAUAUGGUGGAGUGCUUCACACACACACACACACACACACACACACACACACACACACUGUAACUCUCACUGUAUCUCUGUAUCUACUUCGUUUGUCACUGAACAAUGUUUCCUUAAAGUCGGUUUGUUUUAGGUAAUAUUGAUACACAACAUGUGAAAUCCCACUCGUCUGUUGCCUCGAGCAUCAUUGUCUGCCCGUACAGGAAUUAUUUUUUCUGAUUGCAUAUAUAUAUUUUUUAUGAUACUUUUGUUUAUAUAUAUAUAUAUAUAUAUAUAUAUAUAUAUAUAUAUAUAUAUAUAUAUAUAUAUAUAUAUAUAUAUAUAUAUAUAUAUAUAUAUAUAUAUAUAUAUAUAUAUAUAUAUAUAUAUAUAUACAUAAUCUAUUUAGCUUAAGCUAACAUAGCGAGUGUUCGGAAAGUAAUGGUUUUAGCAAUGAAUGUAUUUUUGGAGUGUUGCCAGAUAAAAUAAAUGUUUCGUUUGCCAGUGAGACAAGUGAAAUGCUAUAGCAAUGCUUUGCUGCAGUCUUCAUGGCAGACUGACAGACGUUGCCUGAGUGUAAGGAAGUAUAACCUUUACGAUAUUCCGUGUAUAUUGUGUCGUUAGAAUGGGUCAUACUCGUAACAGGGCCUAGUGUUUGUUGCUAUAUUUACUGACAUUUGUUACUCCCCAACUGUAUAACUGUAUAACUGUCGUGAUAGCGAUCUCAGUUCUAUGACAUGUCCGUUUCUCCCUUCUUUUCUUCUUUGUGUCUAAAUCAUGCCUGCGUUUUCGGUCCACCAGUCACUUUCUCACAUGUGGAUGGAUAUUUUCUUUAUGCAUCCCUUCCUUUCGCAGGAUCGUGUACCAUCGUCUUGCUAAGCGCUAGACCUCUAGGCCGGAAUGAGAAUUAUGCAUAAGACCAGCAGUUUUUCUCUUCCCUGCCUGUCUUGUGGUAGUAAAUAAAACACCCAGGGGAUU
Messenger RNA from Scylla paramamosain (green mud crab), 2597 nucleotides. RefSeq lists its product as uncharacterized. The transcript is spliced from 2 exons. NCBI's taxonomy places the organism in Eukaryota, Metazoa, Arthropoda, Malacostraca, Decapoda, Portunidae. The record is from RefSeq and is a predicted model, not a curated record. Bases 62 to 943 code for a protein of 293 amino acids.